CGGCAAUCUUCCGCAUAAUAUCCGGAUACGCUCGUCUGUCUUGUCCAAUCGCCACCUUGAGUGCGCAAUUACCGCAUUGCCACGAUGGACAAGUCAUGGAAGCACUUCAGCACGGGCGCAGUGUCUGGCGGACUCUCGGCGAUUGCAUUCCAACCUCUGGACGUCAUUCGAACACACCAGCAAGGCAAGUUCGGCUCAGAGGUGCACAACGUCCGACAGAGCGUCCGCUUUCUGCUUGGAGAAAGUGGAGUGUCGGGGCUGUGGCGGGGCACGACGCCGACAUUGCUGCGAGUGUGUGGCGGCGCCGGGCUGUAUUUUGUCGCGCUGGAGCAACUGCAGGUUCAGAAACGAGAUGCCGUAUCUGCGUUCUUUGGUGGUGCUCUGGCGCGGUCGUUUUCUGGAAUCGUAAUGUCCCCACUGACGAUCGUGAAGGCACGAAUGGAAUGGGAUGCAACCAACCAAAGCCUCUUGUCGCAGCUCCGAUCUCUCGUGACCUCGUAUGGGUGGCGAGGGUUGUAUCGAGGGGUCUUGCCGACGUUGCUUCGCGACGUGCCGUUCUCUGGGUUGUACGUGACUUUGUACACACGACUGAAAAACGUCAUUGGAUCCGACAACUGCGUCCACCAUCCCGUGGCCGUGAAUUUUGGCUGCGGAGUCACAGCUGGCGUUACGGCGACCGUUCUCGUGCAUCCAUUUGACGUUGUCAAGACGCGAAUGCAGUUGGAAAUGAACGGAAUGACAGUGCGUGCGACGAUGGCCAAGAUGUAUGCAGAUGAAGGGUUGCGAGGGUUCCUGCGUGGCGUGUUGCCGCGAGUUUUCAAACGGACACUUGGCACUGCCAUUACAUGGACCAUGUACGAGUACCUCAGCAGCAGCGCCACACACACCACCGUGACGGCGUCGUAGGGAGAUAGAGGUAGUUAGAAAUGUAAUUGCAAGAGGACAGGUCGGCCAAGUCGUUGCGUGCCUUGAACGAUGCAGAGCUACAUCACCCCUUGCAAAAAUGAGGGCGACGAGUUGGAAAAGAUGAGGUCCGGUGGACCAAAGUGGCUGAAUAUUGCAUUGGCGUCAACGCCAGAAGAUCUGCAUGUGGACUCAAGUUCGUGAACGAUUCGGCACCUUGUCGUCCGAUCGUGUACGGCC
Messenger RNA from Aphanomyces invadans, 1143 nucleotides. RefSeq lists its product as hypothetical. NCBI's taxonomy places the organism in Eukaryota, Oomycota, Saprolegniomycetes, Saprolegniales, Verrucalvaceae. The record is from RefSeq and is a predicted model, not a curated record. Gene Ontology annotation, molecular function: glycine transmembrane transporter activity. Bases 85 to 906 code for a protein of 273 amino acids. Gene Ontology annotation, biological process: glycine import into mitochondrion. Gene Ontology annotation, cellular component: mitochondrion. The transcript has a single exon.